GAAAUCUUUCCGGGGCAAUUCACUCCAUCUUUAACCCAUCGUUUUGUCGCUUUGUUGGAGGCUAAAAAUAAGCUGCUGCGAAAUUACACGCAAAAUAUCGACACUCUUGAACAAGCUGCUGGAAUUACCAGACUUAUUCAGUGUCACGGCUCAUUUGCCUCAGCGAGUUGCACAUCGUGUAAAUAUCGCGUACCUGGCAUCCAAAUAAAAGACGCCAUAUUUGCCCAAAAAAUCCCGUACUGUCCUCGAUGUCGUCCGAAAGAAGCCAAAGAGAUCGCAUCUGCAACGAACGGGACACUGUCUUCACCGCAAUUGUCAGAGAAAGAUCCAAUAACAAACGAAACGGGUGACCACACAACCAACCGUCAGACUGUAAAUUCGUCGUGUGCUGCUUUUUUUGGCGUGCUGAAGCCGGAUAUUGUAUUUUUUGGUGAAGAUUUAUCCAGCGAGUUCCACAACACCUUGGCUUCCGAUGUAAAGGAAGCAGACUUGGUCUUGGUUAUGGGAUCUUCACUGAAAGUGCGUCCUGUGUCCCACAUCCCCAAUUCUAUUCCGGGUCAUGUGCCGCAAAUACUGAUCAACCGUGAACCCUUAUCGAAUCAUGAUUUCGAUGUGGAACUUCUAGGCGAUUGUGACGUGAUCGUCAGUGAGCUCUGUACACGACUUGGCUGGGAACUGGAUAACGGUCUAGGCCCGGUGGCUGCGGAACCUGGUACACUGAUUCCAUUGCGCCAGUUAUGGGAGAAUCGAAUGAAAAAAGAAGAAAUGUUGCAAGAAACAAGGAUGAAACCCAUUGAGAGAGAGGAAGUGAGAACGACUGAAGCUGAUCAAAUCAGUUCAGAAAUCUCGCCUAAGAACAAGCAGUCACCAGCUUUGACAGACGCUACCAAAUCCAAUGAAACAAAGGAUACAACCCAAGGUGCUGAAAUUACCGACGGAGGUAGUGCACAAUGCUCCAAGAACGUGGUUGAAAUCAACGAAAGCGACGAAGAGAGCGAUGAAGAAGAGGAUGUAUGGGAGGUCGCCGCAUCCUUACCGUUGUCGCAACGUCGUGCAAAUUCGAGUACGCACCCACGUUCUCCUCGGUCCUCCUCAUCGUGUUCUGGCAAACAUCCGCAUCCGGUGGAACCGCGCACUCCUCCACCUACACCUAAAGAACUUGAACCGAGUUGUUGCACCACCCCAUCCCCACCACCCCUGGUGAACGCAGUUGAUGAAAUCUCCGAGCAGCCGUUAUCCGAUACAUCUAAGGUCACAACAGCCGCAUCCUCCUCCUCCUCCCUUGAUGGCCCGGAACCAAAGAGACCUCGUGGCGAUCAAGAGCCGACUUCUGAAUGA
Messenger RNA from Echinostoma caproni, 1338 nucleotides. NCBI's taxonomy places the organism in Eukaryota, Metazoa, Platyhelminthes, Trematoda, Plagiorchiida, Echinostomatidae. The record is from the annotation of a GenBank genome assembly.